Molecule: messenger RNA, 3348 nt
Organism: Drosophila grimshawi
Lineage: Eukaryota; Metazoa; Arthropoda; Insecta; Diptera; Drosophilidae
Gene: simj
Product: transcriptional repressor p66-alpha
Exons: 8
Coding region: 42-2993 (983 amino acids)
Biological process (GO): negative regulation of transcription by RNA polymerase II
Cellular component (GO): NuRD complex
Source: RefSeq, a predicted model, not a curated record
UUAGGUCAAGAUACGACAUCACGACGACGCGACGCGCGAAAAUGGCCAAAAUGGAGGUCGACGAUGUCGUCGACUUGAGUCUGAGUUCUGGCCGUGAUCCGGCGCUAACCAUAACGCCAGCGUCGACGCCAACGACGACGCCGACAAUCAGCAAUCGGGAUCUGCGCGCUUUAACCGCAAACAACACGGGGCUGACUAUAACGCCAGCGCCAGGACCAACAACAACAGCAAACACAGCUGCUGCCUCAGACUCUGCCAAUGAUGCCACCAACAAUAACAACAACAACAAUAGUAGUAGCAGCAGCAACAACAACAGUAACAGCAGCAACAACAACAAUAACAACAAUAGCACAAAUAAUCAUAAUAGUAAUGACGUCACGUUAACGGAUGCUGCUGUGGCAGGCAGUGGGAGUGGCAGUGCCAGUGGCAACAGUGGCAACAUCACUGGCAGUGGCAGUGUCACACUCAAUCAGGAUGAGAAUAAAGUACAACGUCGUGUGUUGCGACCACGAACCGAACCCAAAUCCUAUGCAGAGGCACCCGACAUUGUUUUGCUGCCGGCACGAACAAAUGGUCGGCAACAGAAUGGCAACAUUGAUUCGGAAACGGAUGAUGAGGAGAUGCCGCCGUAUGUGCCCAUCAAGGAGCUGACGCAUGCCGAGCUCAAGGAGCGCGAGAAGAGUUUGCGCAAGCUGCGACAGGACUUGCGUAACGAGGAAACCAAACUGAUGCUGCUCAAGAAACUGAAACAGUCGCAGCAGGUGAUGAAAGAGAAUCUGGUCGUGACGCCCACCAGUGUCUCGCCCAAUAAUCCGUUGGCGGCCAUACCCAGCUCCCUAACAGCGAAGGGAUCGUUGAGUGUGACGCCGACGUCAGCGUUGCCGUUGCCCGCCCACAGCAAGGGGGGGCGUGGCAGUUUGGGUGGCAGUGCGGCUGCCGUUAGCAUAAGCGCCAGCAAUAGUCGCAGCAUUAGUUCGUCAGCAGCGACGGCAGCCGCUGUGGCUGCUUUGAGCUCGGUUUCGCAUCGCGGCAGCAGCAACUCGUUGGUCAGCAACUCGUUGGGCAGCAACUCGCUGCUGCCGCCACCGAGAUCGUCGCUGGCAGCAGGCGCCACACUCGCCUCGGGCACAACGAUUACCCCAGCGACGAACAGUUCGCAUCGGUCGAGUGUGCUGCCCCCACGCACAAAUCUGCCGAAUCUCACCAUAACACCGUCGGUGACCAUAACGCCGACGUCGGCGCCGCCAUCCAGCCUGAAAGCACGCAAUGUACCUGGGACCAUUAGCAAUUCCGUAUCCAUAACGCCGGCGCCGCCACUGCAACAAACGCACCAAAAUCAGCUCAACGACAUGAAGAAUGAACGCGGCGCGCCACGCGAAGAUUCGCAAACGCCCGCCCAGCGUCAGGCGGCAGCCAAAAUGGCGCUGCGCAAGCAGCUGGAAAAGACUUUGCUACAGAUACCGCCACCAAAGCCGCCACCGCCAGAGAUGCAUUUCAUACCGAAUCCGAGCAAUACGGAUUUUGUCUAUCUGCUCGGACUGGAAACGGUUGUCGACUAUCUAACUGUUAACAAGAAGGCGAAUGCGGUUGCGGCACCCUUCCGCUGUGCCCAGUGCAAGAUUGACUUUACGCCCGUCUGGAAGUGGGAGAAGCAGACGAACAAGGAUGCGAAGGUCAUUUGCGAGCAGUGCGUCACAUCGAAUGUGAAGAAGGCUUUGAAGGCGGAGCACACGAAUCGACUGAAGCAGGCGUUCGUCAAGGCGCUGCAGCAGGAGCAGGAGAUCGAGCAGCGUUUGGCCAGCCAGAGCAGUCCCUCGCCCGUCGUUAUCGAGGCGCACAGUGCGAACAAUGCUGCUGCUGUUGCCGCCGCCGCCAGCAGUGCUGCCAGCGUUGCUGCUUCGCAUCAGCAUCAGCAGGCGUUGCAGCGGGAACGGGAACGCGAGCAGCGCGAACAGUUGCAGGCAUCGCAUGCAUCAGCUGCUGCCGCUUUGGUCAAUUUGCCGCCCUCAGUUACGGUUAUACCCACCAAAUGCCACACACCGACGCCAGCGCCACGGCCAACGCCGCCGCCAUCGCAGUCCUCGUCGUCGUCGUCAGCAGCGCAGCAGCAACAGCAGCAACAGCAGCAGCAGAGUCAACAGCCAACACCACCGCCAGCAGCGAGCCAACAGCGUUCGUCGCGUGCCGCUGCAACAGCGGCAGCGGCUGCGAUUGCCGCCCAACAGGCGGGCAUACUCAGCCCGGGCCCGGGACCAGUUGCAGCGCAUCAUCACGAAUCGACAACGGCAACGGCGCGCUCUUCACGCGCCGAACGCGAUCACCACCACCAUCAGCAACAGCAGCAGCAGCAACAACAGCAGCAGCAGCAACAACAACAGCAGCAGCAGCAGCAACGGGACCAACAGCGCGAGCAGCAACAACAACAGCAGCAACAGCAGCAGCAGCAGCAGGCUCAAAGUUAUGACAAGUAUUCGGCGGCAACGCUGGCAGCGGCAGCGCAUCUCAGCGCUUUGGGCGGCAUGGGUGGUUUGAAUUUAAAUAAUAUCGCCAGUCUGGGUAAUCUCAAUCAGCUGGGCAAUCUGGCGGGUCUCGGUGCGUUGGGUAAUUUUGGUGGCGCCACAACGCCAGCAAAUAAUCCAGCUGCGGCGCUGGGCAAUGCGUCGCCAGCAGCCGCGAUGCAGGCCUUCCAGCAGCAGCUGUUCAGGGCACUUGGUCAGGGUCUGGGCGGCAAUCCGCAGCACAUGAUGCAAUUUGCGCCGUUGCUCUACACCUACCAAAUGGCCAUGGCGCAGGCGGCCCAAGUAGCAGCAUUUAACAAUAACAACAAGAAGAGCAGCUCCGCAUCGAGUUCGUCGAAGAACUCGAGCAAUGCGACCAGCUUGGCGGACAUUCAGCGGGCGGCGGAACUGCAGCGACAAUAUCUGCUCGAAAUGAUACCGCCACAGCAGCCAAGCGGACCCAGCGGCAGUCGCCAGAACAACUGGAAGGCCUAAGAAGCAUUACAAAAUAAAACAACAACAGCAGCAGCAGCAGCUGCAACAACAACUAACUAACUUUAUAAUUUUCUUGAUUAGGUAAUUUUAUAAUUUACGCAAGCAAACAAACAUAAUGUACACGUAAAAUGAUUAUUCUAUUUGUAAACAAUAAUUAUUACAUAAUUAAUUAUACAUAAUUAUACAGACCCACACCCACACACAAAGAAAAUAGCAACAACAAAUGCAUCGUAAACGUAAAAUUGUUGUCAGUAGUUUCUUUUGUUAAUACUUGUCGUGUUUCUCAUUUCAAACCAACAAUUAAUUACAAUUAGCAAUACAAAUUCGCAAAAAAAAAGAAAAACAAAAAAAAAAA